AUGCCUCGUGGUCAGAAGAGUAAGCUUCGUGCCCGUGAGAAACGCAACAAGGACCGAGAUGAGAACUCAGGUCUCCAGGUUGCUCAGGCCACUGCAGCAGAGGAAGAAGAGUCCCCAUCCUCCUCUUCUCCUGAUUUCGAGGGUGCUGUCUCAAGCUCUCCUGCUGCUGGCACUCCCCAGAAGCCUCAGCGAGCCCCACCCACUACCACUGCUGCUGCAGCUGUUUCAUACACAAAGUCUCAAAAAGGUGCUAAGAAGCAAGGUGAGGAAAAUAAAAAUUCUUCUGAGGCCUCAACAUCCUCUGAGAGCUCACGCAAAGAAUCUAUAACUAAGAGAGUGGGAAUGUUGGUGCAGCUUCUGGUAUUCAAGUAUAAAAUAAAAGAGCCCAUUACCAAGGGAGAGAUGCUGAGGCUUGUCAACAAAAGAUACAGGGAACACUUCCCUGAGAUCUUCAGGAGAGCCUCUGAGCUCAUGGAGCUGCAAUUUGGCCUUGGCUUGGAAAAAGUCAACCCCAGUGGUAAUACCUACACCUUUGUCAUUAAGCUAGACUUCACUGAAGUUGAAAGUCUGAGAGGUGAAUGGGGCUUUCCCAAGAAUGGGCUUCUGAUGCCUCUCCUGGGUGUGAUCUUCUUAAAUGGUAAUCGUGCUUCUGAAAAGGAGAUCUGGGAAUUCUUGAAUAUGUUGGGGAUCUAUGAUGGAAAGAAGCACUUCAUCUAUGGGGAGCCCCGAAAGCUCAUCACCCAAGAUAUGGUGCAGGAAGGAUACCUGGAGUACCAGCAGGUGCCCAACAGUAACCCUCCACGCUUUCAAUUCCUGUGGGGUCCAAGAGCCUUCGCUGAAAGCAGCAAGAUGCAAGUCCUGGAGUUUUUGGCCAAGGUCAAUGAUACCACCCCCAGCUCCUUCCCAUCCCAUUAUGAAGAGGCUUUGAAAGAAGAGGAAGAGAGAGCCCGAGCCAGAGAUGCAGCCAAGUCUGGCAUCACUGCCAAGGCCCGUGCAUGUUCCAAGGCCAAGUCCACCUCCUGCUCUCACCCUUAG
This is a messenger RNA of Carlito syrichta (Philippine tarsier), 1035 nucleotides long. RefSeq names its product melanoma-associated antigen B2-like. Gene Ontology annotation, biological process: negative regulation of transcription by RNA polymerase II. The coding region runs from base 1 to 1035 and encodes 344 amino acids. The transcript has a single exon. NCBI's taxonomy places the organism in Eukaryota, Metazoa, Chordata, Mammalia, Primates, Tarsiidae. Gene Ontology annotation, cellular component: nucleus. The record is from RefSeq and is a predicted model, not a curated record.